AUGGCCUUCGUGACCUUCUGCGGGCUGAGGACGGGGGACCUGCGGCUGAUCGCUAGGACUGUGCUGCAGAAAAUUUUCUUGGAGAACCUCCAUCUGCAUGCAUGCGAGGUGCUGAAAGGGAGGCGAGCUGUUGUGCUCACCACCUUGCCGAGGCUCAUGGUGGAGGGAUUCUUGAAGAAGUACUUAGAGGUGGGGGAGGUGGUGGGGGCGGAGCUGCAGGUGGUGAAGGGCUGCUACUUCACGGGGGUCAUCUCUUGGCCUGACAAACAGAGAGCUCUCAGGGACAUGGUCAAGGCCGUUAAAAGUGAUUGUUUUAUUUUUCAAAAAAUUUAUGUCGUGAGAGAGGAGGAAUCAAGGAGUGAGAGCAGCAAAAUGCCGAGAAACAAGUACCCGAAGCCACUUGUGUUCCAUGACGGAAGACUGGCUUUUCUCCCGACGCCAUGCGAGAUGAUGGCGUUCUUCAUGUGGAUACCCGUGGCAAUCCCUUUGGUCGUGUUCAGGAUCGCGAUGGGGAUCGUUUUCCCUUAUAAAAUAUCCAUCUUCAUCGCCGCCGUCACCGGAAUCCGAUUCCGGAGGGCUGGAGAUGGGAAAGCGAACGGGGAGAAGAAGGGGGUGGUGUACGUGUGCACGCACCGGACGCUGUUGGACCCGGUGAUGCUGUGCUCGGCGCUGGAGAGGACGGUGCCGGCCGUGACGAUGCGGCGGCUGCUGGCGGUGGAGGGGGGCCUGGCGGUGUGCCCGGAGGGGACGACGUGCCGGGAGCCGUACCUGCUGCGGUUCAGCCCGCUGUUCGCGGAGGUGGCGGAGGAGGUGGUGCCGGUGGCUCUGGACGCGCGGGUGGGAAUGCUGUACGCUACCAAGGUGGACAGUGGUGACGGGAAGAGGGGCAGCGGUGGUGGCGCUAUGAGGCCGGCGGAGGUCGUGGGUAGACCACUAGCUGCCGCUGGAGGCAGCGGCAACUACUUGAAGGGGGCGGAGCCAGCGCAAAGCACCGCAGGGGGUGCAUGGUUGCAACACCCCGAAGGCCUGAGGUGGCGACGAUGUUUGACCGCUACUGCUUGCAGCGCCGACAGAUUGUAG
Messenger RNA from Zingiber officinale, 1080 nucleotides. RefSeq names its product glycerol-3-phosphate acyltransferase 1-like. The transcript is spliced from 3 exons. The record is from RefSeq and is a predicted model, not a curated record. The coding region runs from base 1 to 1080 and encodes 359 amino acids. Gene Ontology annotation, cellular component: membrane. Gene Ontology annotation, molecular function: glycerol-3-phosphate 2-O-acyltransferase activity; phosphatase activity. NCBI's taxonomy places the organism in Eukaryota, Viridiplantae, Streptophyta, Magnoliopsida, Zingiberales, Zingiberaceae. Gene Ontology annotation, biological process: cutin biosynthetic process.